Molecule: messenger RNA, 4673 nt
Organism: Ailuropoda melanoleuca (giant panda)
Lineage: Eukaryota; Metazoa; Chordata; Mammalia; Carnivora; Ursidae
Gene: STARD7
Product: StAR related lipid transfer domain containing 7
Exons: 11
Coding region: 1-1422 (473 amino acids)
Molecular function (GO): lipid binding
Source: RefSeq, a predicted model, not a curated record
AUGUAUUACUCCCAUCCCUGCUACCGUGGCUGCGCCAUUCACAUGCCCAUUGUGCUGGUACUGAGGUGGCUGAUAACAUCUGACAUCAACUGCCAGGGGCCCGGCACGCUGCGCGAAGAGGCGGGAAGGAGAAGUGACGAGUCCUUGGUAGCGCCAAUCAGCACCGAGGAGUCCGGGCCGCCUCCAAUCAGGGCCCGGGGGGCCGCGAAGGGGGCUCUCUACACUACGAACCCUGGCGCCGGCUUGAGGACGCCAAGGAGGCAGGAGGCCAACGGGGCUGAGGGGCCGUCGGCCCGUCGGCCCUGGCCGCCUGGGUGGCGGGGCGCGGCGGCGGCGGGGCGCGCGGGGGCGCGGGGCGGGGGACUGCUCGCUCUGCUGGCCAAUCAGUGCCGCUUCGUGACGGGCCUGCGUGUGCGGCGCGCGCAGCAGAUCGCGCAGCUGUACGGACGCCUCUAUUCUGAGAGCUCGCGCCGCGUCCUCCUCGGACGCCUCUGGCGCCGGCUGCGAGGCCGUCCUGGCCAUGCCUCUGCCUUGAUGGCGGCGCUCGCUGGCGUGUUCGUGUGGGACGAGGAGAGGAUCCAGGAGGAGGAGUUGCAGAGAUCCAUUGAUGAGAUGAAACGGUUGGAAGAAAUGUCCCAUGUGUUUCAGCGUUCUGGAGUUGAACGCCACCCUCCAGAACCAAAAUCACAGAGAGAAGGAAAUGAAGAUUCAGGGAGCAAAGAGCAGCCAUGGGAAAUGGUGAUGGAUAAGAAACACUUUAAGCUCUGGCGGCGCCCUAUUACAGGCACCCACCUUUACCAGUACAGAGUUUUUGGAACCUAUACAGAUGUGACACCCCGGCAGUUCUUCAAUGUUCAGCUGGAUACGGAAUAUAGAAAAAAGUGGGAUGCCCUGGUAAUCAAGCUGGAAGUGAUUGAGAGGGAUGUGGUUAGUGGUUCUGAGGUUCUUCACUGGGUAACCCAUUUUCCUUAUCCGAUGUACUCCCGGGAUUAUGUUUAUGUUCGACGGUAUAGCGUGGAUCAGGAAAACAAUGUGAUGGUGUUGGUGUCGCGUGCUGUGGAGCACCCUAGUGUUCCAGAGUCUCCAGAAUUUGUAAGGGUUCGAUCGUAUGAAUCCCAGAUGGUUAUCCGUCCCCACAAGUCAUUUGAUGAGAAUGGCUUUGACUACUUGUUGACAUACAGUGACAAUCCCCAGACUGUGUUUCCUCGUUACUGCGUUAGUUGGAUGGUUUCCAGUGGCAUGCCAGAUUUCCUGGAGAAGCUGCACAUGGCCACUCUUAAAGCCAAGAACAUGGAGAUCAAAGUAAAGGACUAUAUCUCGUCUAAGCCUCUGGAAACCGGUAGUGAAGCCAAGGCUACCACCCCGUCUUCCGAGCGGAAGAAUGAGGGUAGUUGUGGCCCUGCCCGGAUCGAGUACGCUUGAAGGGCUUUGGGAUAAGAAGGGACAGGCUGCUUCUAGCCCUGUCUCAGUCCCUUAUCUGCUACAGAACAGGGACAUGUAUUAGAAGGCGUCUGCUGUAACCACCAGUGCAAGAUAACUCAGUAACUGGUGUCCGAUUUCAUUCAGAGCCCUUUUUGCUCUUUAUCAAAACAGAAGAAGGAGGCAUCCAUGGGGGCGUUGUCAUAUUCUCAGGCCAAGCAGCUUGCAAUUCAGUAUUUCACUGAGCUAAUCUGGAACAAACCUCUCACCUCAGGCCAAAAGGGGACAACUUCGUUUUGCUUCCUCUGAGUAGUUUCCUCUGCCAACAUUCCAGUUCCCACCAUCGGUUCUGCAGCACUUGGGAUUUCCUUCAGUUCUGAAGGUCCAACUGGAAAGUGCAGUUGGCUGGUCGAGUCUUUAAUGAGGGGUCAUUGGGAGUGCUCUUGGUAACAGUUUUAGUGUUUAAUGGAUGUGAACUGUUGUUUGGCAGUGUAAGUGCCUUGUCCUCACCCUGCUUCUAUCUUUAGGGACAUCAAAUUUGUACCAAGAAAUUUCUCUCUGCCUCCCAAAUACCACCCCAUUGACUCCCCCUACCCAAAGCCGUUUCCUUUGCAUUGGCCAGUUCUUCUGUAUUCAUACACUAUAUUAAUUUGGAUCAUCGCCUCCUUCCUUAGCUCAUUCACGAGGAAUACUUGGAAAUGAGUCCUUUCAGAUGGUAGCUUUCUGUGUCAUCAGUGUUUUGAUAGGGUUGAUGGUCAAAACAUCACACUUUAGGUUUUUGGUUUUUUUUUUUUUUUUUUUGAACCUUUGUGUCAAGUAGGAAUAGGGAAGUGGAAUAGGAUUUCUCCAUAGUCCCACUGUAUAGAAAACACUGUUUUGAUUCAGGCGUUAUUUUUCACACUUCAGGUUUGACUGGAUGCUGAGGACUUGUCCAUCUUGGAAGGCUAAAGGCAGAGGAAUGGGGGUUGGGCCGCUUCCUUGGAGCUCUCAGAGCUAUAGACAAGCCAUGUGAACAAAUAGAUGUAAUCUUGCCCCAAAUGCUAAUAUAAUGGAGAUGUGGUUUAUGUAACCCUCUCGUUCCUCUGAAAAAUUUUUCUUCCUCUCUUCAGAAUUAAAAUGAAAGCAAACUACGCUCUUUGGAUAAAGUCACAAUCAGAUGGUAUCAGUUUGGCCUGGCUGGUUUUAUUUUGGUCAUGCUGCCAUCUGACAGGAGAAUAGGGAUCAAGUUUUCAAUACUCCCUCUUUUUUCCCUAGAAUUUAAAAUGGCUGGAUUUUUCCUUUUUUCCCCACUUGCUACCCUUUUGUGUUGAAAAGGGGAUCUGAACCUCAGACUGAUUUAAACCCCUUGACAUUUUUGUUGCCUGUUAAGUUUUGUGCCAAGGAAAUAACUGCCCCCAUCUUUCUUGUCUUGCCUUCUCUGAGUGGUUGGCAGAACAGAGAGAUACAUAGAGCAAUCCCAACUCCUUUUUCAUUGAUCAUUUCUCUCUUCUCAUCCCCAGGACUUGACAGAAGCCAGGGAAAGUUUCCCUGCGUUAUGUCUGAACUUAGCACCUGUGAUUGUCGGGGUAUGGAUGGGUAUGGGCAAGAGUGUGUGAGUGCACAGGUGUUAAGGCGCGGUGUUGCUCAUGUUCUGAUUUUUGGCAACUUGACUCUGUACUUGGGGUCGGUCUGUACAGUUACUUAUGUCAUUGUAAUGAUUUCACUUCUAACUGUGACAUUUUUAUCAAAUGUGUGAAUAAAUAUAUCAAGAUUGGUACAAAAGAGUGUUUGUGUUUGGACAUAUGGUGGUGGGAAAUCUUGUAUAUUGGGCUUAUUGUUUCUUCCUAAUCAGAAAGUUGAAAAGAAGAGUGUUUCUACUUAGGGUUGGCACGUGGAAGUAGCAGGGUGUGGUCUUCUUUGGUAGGGGCUGACACAACUAACCACUUUGCCUUGACCAUGAGCCCUUUCCAGAUGACCAGUUUGGCAACUGAAAACAAACCGUAUGUUCCCACUUACUUGUCUUGAUCUACUAACCCAUAUCCUUUGCUUUUAAAGAAGGAUCAACUUGAGGAAAUAGUGUUUGAGCUUUGCUGACAGUGAAACUUGGGAGGGAACAAGGAAAGAAGAUUUGAGCAAGCCAGAUCUAGUGUAGGGGGUAGACCGGGGCUCUGGCUAGAGAGGGAGGGUGGUGAGCUGAAACCCCACUUGGCUUGGUGGGAAGUAUGGUCACACAGGCAGUUUUGCUAAAGUGUCAGUUUGUUGCAAGGCAAUUGAUACGUUAGAGACACUUUAGAGCAUAACCUGAAUUUUGAGUUGAUGGGUGAUUCUGCCUGUGGGGAACAAUAAGUGAACACAAAUGUACACCUGAACUAUUAAAACUCUUUUCUCCAGAUUCUUCUAAGAUAAUCACUGGAAAGCCAUCUCUACUUGUAGAUUACUUGUUAGACGUUGUAAUGCUUAUGGGUGCUCAUGUGUCUGUAUAACCUUAAAUUUGGAAAGUUGGUGGUUCUGGCCUCCAUCCUGCUGUGGAGGCCUGUGCACGUGGCAUCCCUGACGUGGUUCUCCAGGCUCUGUGUUAACACUUCACUGAGAAGCACCUGGGUUCUGAGAGCAACUUUUCCAUUGUUGGACAGCUCUGUCUUUCAGGAAGUUCUUAAUAUGGAGACUAAAUGUGCCACCUCAGCGUCUACCAGUGGGUCAAGUAGGUCAAGCCCUGUCUUUGGAGCGACACAAGGAAAACGUUUCCAUGGGAUAGUACUUCACAUUCUUGAAGACCGCGCUCAUGUGACACUAACCUUUACCCAGGCUUUGUCACCAGCAGCUUCAAAAGUCUUCCCAACUCUAUUUUGAAAAAUUGAAAGUAAUAAAACCUUGUAUACCCUUUCCCUACUAGCGUUGCUGGUUGUUAACUUGCUAUGGUGUGUGCUUUGUUUUUAUAUAUACACUUUGCUGUGGACUGAACUGUGUCUCCCUAAGAUUCAUAUGCUGAAGUCCUCAUGCCCAAUGUAAUAAUGUUGGAGAUGGGGCCUUUGGGAGGUGAUUAGAUUUAGAUGAGGUCAUGAGGGUGGAACCCUCCAUGAUAGGAUUAAUCCCCUUAUAAGAAGAGACACCAGAGAUUUGCUUGUUCUCCCUCUCCACCAUUGUGAGGACACAAGGUAGCUAGCUGUUGGCAAGCCUGGGAGAGUGUUCUCACCAGGAACAGAAUUGGGCAGCAUCUUGAUCUUGGCCUUUUAGCCUCCAAAACUGUAAGAAAUAAAGUUGUGUUGUUUAAGCUA